Molecule: messenger RNA, 970 nt
Organism: Lathyrus oleraceus (garden pea)
Lineage: Eukaryota; Viridiplantae; Streptophyta; Magnoliopsida; Fabales; Fabaceae
Product: peptidyl-prolyl cis-trans isomerase CYP21-4
Exons: 6
Coding region: 91-774 (227 amino acids)
Biological process (GO): protein peptidyl-prolyl isomerization
Molecular function (GO): peptidyl-prolyl cis-trans isomerase activity
Source: RefSeq, a predicted model, not a curated record
UUGUUGCUUCCUUCUCAUAAAUCCACCACAUUUUUGCUCCAUUCUCUCACAUUUCCCUCUUCAGAUUCUCACAUUUUUCUAUUAGGCUAAAUGGGGAGGUUCAAGCCUCAAGCUUUGUUGCAACAAAGCAAAAGAAAGAAGGGACCUUAUCACAUGAAUCCAAUGCCUUUGAUGUUUUACUUUUUGAUUCUUGUCAUAUUUGUGUUUUUCCUCUUUGCUACAUUCAGAUACUGGUCCAUUCGACUCGAGAAGAACCAGGCAUCAGUCUUUGAGGAUGAAAAUCUUUCUGUGGAAUCCAAGAAAUCUGAUCUACCUGGAUAUGCUGUUUUUAGAACAUCUAAAGGUUCUAUAAUAAUGGAACUUUACAAGGAAAGUGUUCCUGAAGUUGUUGAUGAAUUCAUUGAUUUAUGUCAAAAGGGACACUUCAAGGGGAUGCUUUUCCACCAAGUAAUUAAGCACUAUGUUAUUCAAGCAAGUCAUAACAAAGGGACAGGAUCUACAGAUGAUUGGAACAUGAGAGGGAAGAAAUAUACAAGUAUGAAACACGAAGCGUUCAUGCUUGGAACUUCCAAGGGCAAAUACAUCAACAAAGGAUUUGAUAUUUUCAUCACGACGGCACCAAUACCCGAUCUAAACGAGAAACUUAUUAUUUUCGGUCGGGUCGUAAAGGGAGAGGAUGUAGUUCAGGAAAUUGAAGAAGUGGAUACUGAUGAACAUUAUCAACCAAAACUUUCUAUUGGCAUAAUUGAUGUAGAUCUUAGACAAAUGAUGUGAAAGAUCUCUAUCUGAAUCAAUAGCUCAACAACUCAUAAUUCUUUUAAUCAUGUACCUUGUGUUUUUUCAAUUUAUAGCCAUUUUAGGUAUAUGCCGAAAAUGAUUGGCUUUGUAAUCUAUUUUUGUAAUUCUUUAAUGAGGCUGAAUUCACAUUUUUCAUUUAAAAUAAAAUAAAAAUGUAUUUCCUCUUUUUCUA